This is a messenger RNA of Oncorhynchus kisutch (coho salmon), 3087 nucleotides long. Its product is annotated as transcriptional repressor protein YY1-like. Gene Ontology annotation, molecular function: RNA polymerase II cis-regulatory region sequence-specific DNA binding; DNA-binding transcription factor activity, RNA polymerase II-specific. The coding region runs from base 91 to 1158 and encodes 355 amino acids. NCBI's taxonomy places the organism in Eukaryota, Metazoa, Chordata, Actinopteri, Salmoniformes, Salmonidae. Gene Ontology annotation, cellular component: chromatin; PcG protein complex; transcription regulator complex. The transcript has 5 exons. Gene Ontology annotation, biological process: regulation of transcription by RNA polymerase II. The record is from RefSeq and is a predicted model, not a curated record.
AAUGCUGUGGAGACGGGAGUAGAACAGAGUUGAGUAGGUUGAAGGCAGUAAAAAAACAUAACAGGUGUGAGGAAUUCAGGGGUUUCCAACAUGGCAUCAUGCGAUACCCUGUACAUUGAAACGGACGGCUCAGAGAUGCCAGCUGAGAUAGUGGAACUCCAUGAAAUCGAAGUGGAGACCAUAGAGACAACAGUUGUUGGAGAGGACGACGAUGAACAGCCCAUGAUCGCUUUACAGCCCCUUGACUCAGAUGAUCCACACUCAAUGCAUCACCAUCAUCAGGAGGUAAUAUUGGUGCAAACACGAGAAGAGGUGGUUGGUGAAGAUGAUUCGGACAUGCACGGAGACGAUGAUUACGAGGACCAAAUUCUUAUACCUGUCCCAGUCCCUGCCGCGGAAGAGGAAUAUAUCGAACAAACUCUAGUGACUGUCGCCGGGAAGAGUUCGGGGCGAAUGAAGAAGGGGGGAAGCGUGAAGAGAAAUAAAAAGAGUUACUUGGGUGCACCGGAGGCCAGUGGUAGAAAAUGGGAACAGAAACAAGUACAGAUAAAGACUUUGGAAGGAGAGUUUUCGGUGACCAUGUGGGCAUCGGAUGACAAGAAGGACAUUGACCAUGACACUAUGGUGGAGGAGCAUGUCAUCGGGGAGAGUUCCCCUCCCGAUUACUCUGAGUACAUGACAGGGAAGAAGCUCCCGCCUGGAGGCAUCCCAGGGAUUGACCUGUCAGACCCCAAACAGCUGGCAGAGUUCGCCAGGAUGAAGCCACGGAAAAUAAAGGAGGACGACUCUCCCAGGACGAUAGCCUGCCCCCACAAAGGGUGCACUAAAAUGUUCAGGGAUAACUCGGCGAUGAGGAAGCAUUUGCACACCCACGGACCGCGUGUUCACGUCUGUGCCGAAUGUGGAAAGGCCUUUGUUGAAAGCUCUAAACUGAAGAGGCAUCAACUUGUUCAUACCGGAGAGAAGCCUUUCCAGUGCACGUUUGAGGGCUGCGGUAAGCGGUUCUCUUUGGACUUUAACUUACGCACGCAUGUGCGGAUUCACACUGGAGACCGACCCUACGUCUGUCCGUUCGACGGCUGCAACAAGAAGUUUGCCCAAUCUACCAACCUCAAGUCUCACAUCCUCACACAUGCUAAAGCUAAAAACAAUCAGUGAACCAACCCCCAUAUCUUCGCCUAAUGUACAGAGAAGAAAACAACAAACUCUAAUGAUGCUUAACACCAACCCUGCCACCAUGGCACGAUCUUGAAAGAAAAGCAUAACGUUUCUUCUUGUGAAGAUGGGAAGUUCUUGGACCUGCAACCGAUAAGACAAGUUAUUUAUAAUGCAGCACCCAAAGAGAAGGAAUUGACAUUUUAAAGUUAUGUUCUCCAUCAGCAUAGCAAAAUAAUUGCUUUUAAAUUUUGUACCCUUUUUUUAAGUGUGCAUAUUGUACACUUUCUCUGGCUUAGUGGUAUUAUGCAUGUUUGUUUUCCCUGGGGAUUGAAAUCUAUGAUGGCUCUUGGAGGAGAAUUUGCAGUUUAUUGUACUUCCUUGCUUUUCCCCCCUGUAAAAUGUUUAUUUGGAUGGGUAGGGGUGUUCUUUACAGAUUUUCAUUUUGUAUAAUUGUAACGUACACAUAUAUUGGAAUCAUGUAAAUAAUGGCAAUGUGAUUUUAAGUAGUGGUUUUCUUUUAUCCCUGCACUGCCAGAGAGCAAAAACAUGUUAUAUCCAUCACAUUCUUUCUGUUUAGUUGAACACACAAUACAACCAGAACUGGUGAAACAGUUGCGUUAUUGAAAUAUUUUUUACAGGCACAAUUAACUUUCGCUAAUAUUGACCUCCCCAAUAAGCGGCCAAUAAAAACCUGUCCAUAAGCAAGCAAUUAUUUGUUUGUUUCAGACAAUUCCUAUUGUAUUUUUUAAUUUAUUUAACCAGGUAAGACCCAUUGAGGUUAAACUUCUUUUGCGAGGGUGACCUUGCAAGAAGACAAAAUAAGGAAAUGGCAGCGUGUACAUGAGAAAUUCUAAAUACAAAUAAGACUGUGUCACAGGUUGGGGAUACAAUUUAAAGAUUAGAAACAACUGAAGCUAUUGCAAACAGUGUUGUCAAUCAGUCUUAAAGACAGGCAAGGACACUAAAGUCCCUUAACUUUAUCUUUUGAGGUUCCAGGUUGAAGGGGCAUAAUGGGAGAAAGAAAUCCACAUCUCAGUUCUAGCCUUAGGAACAGACAAGGACAGCAGCGACUGUGAGCAAAGACUUUGAGUGACUGAUCUGGUCAGUAAGGAACAUAGAUACAAAGGGAGUUGUCCUAUCAAUGUUUGUUUGUAAACAAGGUGGUUAAGAGAGAGGUCCAUUGCACCAUAGCAUACAGAUCACAGUGAUGGGUGAGUGAUCUAGCAUUUGUAAUAAAUCUUAAAACACCAUAAUAUACGCUGUGUCCAGAGUUUGAGGUACUUGCUGAGUCCUGCAUAUAGACUAUCGCCAUAAUCCGGCACUGAUAAAGUGCUUUGAACAAGAUCCUUGACUAACAUUGAAACGCAAGAUUUGUUCCUAAAAUAGAAACCCAAUUUCAGUUUCUCGAUCAAGUUAUGUGCUGUUUAAAAUUCAGCUUUUUAUCUAACCACUUCCCAAGAUACUUAUAGGAGGUGACUGUAUCAAUUUGCUGGCCUUAGUUAAAAUCUGCAAGUGACUCCGUCUGUUUACUUUCAGGGAAGAGAAUCAUAAGUUUCAAUUUGAAAAGCUACCUUUGAAUAACAUCAAAGCCAACUAAGUCCUGAAAAGCCUCAAUAUUAGAUGCGCUAGAAUAAAUUAAUUUGUAAUCAGCAUGGAGAUUUGCAGAGUCAACCGUCUUCCCUAUAUCAUUUAUAUACAGUGUAAAAAGGAUCGGACCUAAAAUUGAGGCCUGGGGAACUCCUUUUGUAAGCCUUUGAAACUCUGAUUCCAAACCCUUUGUGCUACACACUGUUUUGUCAGAAAGGUAGUUUUGGAACCAAUCCAUUGCAUCAGCGCUUUUAAACCAACCUUUUUUUAGUCUAUACAACAGCAAGGCAUAGUCAAGUGUCGAAGGCCUUUGAUAAGUCAAUAAAAUGUGAAAAACAGUGA